Cyprinodon variegatus (sheepshead minnow) is the source of this 3070-nucleotide messenger RNA. It is a transcript of the gene ppp1r7, whose product is annotated as protein phosphatase 1 regulatory subunit 7. The record is from RefSeq and is a predicted model, not a curated record. Bases 57 to 1094 code for a protein of 345 amino acids. The transcript is spliced from 10 exons. NCBI's taxonomy places the organism in Eukaryota, Metazoa, Chordata, Actinopteri, Cyprinodontiformes, Cyprinodontidae. Gene Ontology annotation, molecular function: protein binding.
CAGUAACUACUUCCCCCGGAUUGGCUAAGCGGUUGUCAGGAGUGUUUACAGGAAACAUGGCUUCUCUGUCUGUAGGAGAGCAUCAAGAGAUGGAAGUCGACCGUAGGGGUGAGUCUGAGGAGUCUGGUGAUGAUGAGACCAGAAGAAAGAGUAUCAAUGGUGAUGUGGACCCAAAUCAGCCAACAAGCACGAUUAAAGAAGAGUCCCCUGUUGACAUGGACACUAUAACCCUGGAUCCAGAGGAAGAGGAUGUUGAUCUAGUUCAUUGUCGUAUUGGAAAAAUUGAAGGGCUGGAGGUGCUACAGAAAGCUAAAACUCUAUCCCUAAGACAGAACCUCAUCAAAAAGAUAGAGAACCUUGAGAGCUUGAGCUCGCUUCGAGAACUAGAUCUCUAUGACAAUCAAAUCCGCAAGUUAGAGAACCUGAGCAGUCUCAAGGAUUUAGAGGUGCUCGAUGUUUCCUUUAACAUUUUGAGGAAAGUGGAAAACCUGGACGAGUUAACCAAGCUGAAAAAGCUGUUUCUGGUCCACAACAAAAUCACAGCCAUUUCCAACGUGGACAAGCUUACUGGCCUAGAGAUGCUGGAGCUGGGCUCUAACCGCAUUAGAGUGAUUGAAAACCUGGAUGCUCUUUCAUCUUUGCAAAGUUUGUUUCUUGGAACCAAUAAAAUAACAAAGCUUCAGAAUCUUGACAAUUUACACAAUCUGACUGUUUUAAGCAUUCAGAGUAACCGGAUAACUAAAAUUGAAGGACUUCAGAACCUGGUCAACCUGAAAGAGCUCUAUCUGAGCCACAAUGGCAUUGAGGUCAUAGAGGGCCUGGAGAACAAUAAAAAACUCACCACGCUGGAUGUUGCUGCCAAUCGAGUAAAGAAAAUUGAGAACAUCAGCCACCUGACAGAGCUGCAGGAGUUUUGGAUGAAUGAUAAUCAGAUAGAGAACUGGUCAGACCUUGACGAGCUGAAGAAUGCCAAGUCCCUUGAAACGGUGUACCUGGAGCGGAAUCCUCUACAAAAAGAUCCUCAGUACAGAAGAAAGAUCAUGCUGGCACUGCCCAGUGUGCGUCAGAUCGAUGCUACCUUUAUUCGCUUCUAAGCUGCAGUGUAACACCCCCCCCACCACCAAACAUGUGUGUCACCUCACCUCCCUGCCUGCCCUGCCCACUAAAACACCUCUUUUAGCAUAUUGUCCUCACUACAUCAUAGUUUCACUCACAAAAAGAUACACAUUCCAGCACAGAACUCACUCAACAUACAGGUGUGCAUGUAUGCACUCAUACAAACCUCGAUCAAAGAUAUUGUGUGAAAGAUUUUAUUUAUUAAGGUGGAACUGUGAAUAUGGAAGAACUUCCCUACACUCAUUUCCUCAUAUUUCCUCUGCACUUUGUUGUUUUUCCUUUUUGUUUUAUUCGCAUGUGGCAUACAGUGGGCACCUCUGACGUUCUAUGGCCAUCAGGAAAAACAGGACUCAGUCUUACCAAACACAUCAUGUUGCACUGUUUCCAUAUCAGUAAAAAGGGGGGGGAAAUCCCACUGCUUUUGAGAUUUUGUUUUGUAUUAUGUUUUUUCUAUAAGUGAACCUGAAGACCAGGUAAAGAUCAAACACUCAAAGGGAGAUUGUAGAAGAAACAAAUCCAAGUUAAAAUUGACCUAAUUGUUGUUUUUUUUUUUUUUUUUUUAAAUGCUUCAGGCAAAAAAAAUAAAAUCCCCAUUUAGAAAUGUAGGAAAACGCAGAAACUGAAGCCUUAAAACAUCUGAAAAUUAAAAUUAGUCCAGAAAAGUGUCACAUGCAGUUUUAUUUUAGCAAUAACAUCAUUAACUUGUUUGUCGUAUUAAAUAAACUGACAUCAACACAAAGGGACAUCUCUAUGCGUCUGGCAGCCUUGUCCAUUCCUUCACAUACAUAAUUGCAUAGAUUUUCUAGCUGGUGAACUAUUAAGACCUCUGCAGUAUAGUAAAGCCUGUGAGAAUGUAGGAAACUGUCCAUACAGAUAUUUAUACCGUCGCACUAUUUUCUUAAGUGAGCCCUAAAUCAUAAAGCAUUUGGUCUCAUUUAGUUUUAGCAGCUUGUUUUUUUCUCUCUUUAAACACAAUAAAAUGUAGAUUUUAUCUGAAUUAACUAUAUUCUAAUGGCAGGACUGAUCUCACAAAGUGUUUACGAAUGCAAUAUAAACUCAGUGUUGGCACAAAGACAUUCAACUACAUUUGGAUAUGAAUAUUCUGCUCUUGACCUGUGGUAUGGCUUAAAUUCAUUGAUAGAAACUGUAAAUUUCUUUUAAAGAUUGUUUAGAUUAAAUGGCAUCAAAAUCAUCCUAAUCUAUACAAAAUUAUCCGGUAAGUUUUUGUAUUAGUCUCGGGCGCUGAUGAAUAACUCCCUGGUCCAACUGACUAGUGAUUUCUUUACCAGAAAAAGAUGCCGCACCUCAGGGAUAGAAGAUCACAGAAUAACUCAUCAUAAAAAGUGCUUCAAUUUGUGCACUUUUGUUCUAUUAUCAAACCUCUUUACAGCCUUUAAUCGAUAAAUACGUACAUUUUCAAAAGAUUUUUAUGACAAUUUUUUGUCAAAAAUGGCGAGAUAAAACUAUAGCUUGCUUAGAUGGAAAAAUUGAUGUAUUUAAAAGGUAGCAGCUUAUUAAAAAUUGUGUCAGGACCAACUAUGAGGCUGUGUAAUAACUAUAGACCCAUUAAAUAAAGAACAGUACCCACAGCUAAUACGAAUGUAAGUUUCUAUUUAGUUGAUGAAAUUGCGAGCUGAAUUGAAAGGGCCACAGUGUGUAUUUGUAAAUAUGGGACAUCUCAUGAUAUGGGUGUCAUGUGCCAUCAUCACCCUUCCUUUUGUAAAGUGAUGUUUUACUGUGUCGUUUGUGCCAGGCAGCACAACAGAUUGCUGUGAGAUUCAGAAAAGUAACAGAACAAAACCUCUCUGGUCAUGUAGGAGCAUUAAAGCAAUCUGCUUUCAGAUCCUUCUUGUCAGAUCUGCGUCCUGAGGUCUGGGACCUGGUUGAUGCUCUUUGCAAAAUGAAUGUAAUAUGCAAACAAUAAUAAAGUGACACUACUUAAGCAGAAAAUGUG